AUGAAGGGCCUCAAGAAAGCUAUGAACCUUUCGCGUUCAAAAUCAAAUGACUCGAAUGGCAACCGCAGCAGCACAGCAGGCGGAGGAAGCGUCCCAGCACCUCCUCCCAAGGGCAGCAUCGUCCCUUCCAGCCCUGCUUACCAAGGCUCGCUCAAAUCUAGCAAGAAUGGCCCCAGCUCGGCGUCCGGCUCUUCCCACUCCCUCUCGAGCUCCGGCAACUCAACAGCGCCCUCGCAUGCACCCUAUGGCACUCCUGCCUAUCCUGGAAGUCAAGAAAUGCCCGUCGAUCCGAUCCCGCAUUCGAUUGCAACCGCCGGUCAGCCUUCUUCGUCCAUCACCCCUUUCCAUCACACAGGCACUCCAGGCUCGCCUCCACCUCCAGGCGCAGCAAUGGCUUCCUUGAGUAGCGCCGGCAUCGCACCUUCGGAGCUCGCGACCCCUCCCAAAGCAGGAUCCCUCAACCGAUUGCGCCAGAGUCCGUCCAAUGCAGGUCCCAAGGAUACCAUCCCCAUCACCGCCAAAACACCGCCACGAAAGCAGAGGAGUUCUCGAUUCCACGUCUCCGAGAAGGUCGAGCUCGAGAAGCUGCCUCACUUCAACGAGGUCGUACCUGCGGAUAGACCCGAGUUGUUCGUCAGAAAGUUGCGCCAGUGUUCCGUCGUCUUUGACUUCAACGACGCCAGCCAGGACAUGGACGGCAAGCAGACCAAAGCCGCCGCGUUGCACGAGAUGCUCGACUACAUCACCACCAAUCGCAAGGUCAUCACCGACGAGAUUUACCCGGAAGUGGUCGCCAUGUUCUCCGCCAACCUCUUCCGCUCCAUUCCACCACAAGUCAACCCCAUCGGCGACGCCUUCGACCCGGAAGAGGACGAGCCCGUUCUCGAGCUCGCCUGGCCCCACCUCCAGAUCGUCUACGAGUUCUUCCUCCGCUUCGUCGAGAGCCCCGACUUCAACACCAACAUUGCCAAAAAGUUCAUCGACCACCACUUCGUCUUGCAACUGCUCGAGCUCUUUGACAGCGAAGACCCGCGAGAGCGUGACUUUUUGAAGACGACGCUGCAUCGCAUCUACGGAAAGUUUCUCAACCUUCGUGCCUUCAUCCGAAGAUCCAUCAACAAUGUCUUUUUCCAGUUCAUCUACGAGACGGAACGUCACAACGGAAUUGCAGAGCUGCUCGAGAUUCUUGGAUCGAUCAUCAACGGUUUCGCUUUGCCGCUCAAGGAGGAGCACAAGACCUUCUUGACACGCGUGCUCAUCCCGCUGCACAAGGUCAAGAGCUUGGCGCUCUACCACCCGCAGCUCGCCUACUGUGUGGUGCAGUUCCUCGAGAAGGACAGCGCCCUGACCGAAGAGGUGCUGCUCGGGCUCUUGCGGUACUGGCCCAAGGUGAACUCGCCCAAGGAGGUCAUGUUCCUCAACGAGGUCGAGGAGAUCCUCGACGUCAUCGAGCCGUCCGAAUUCGUCAAGAUCGAGGUGCCUCUCUUCCAGCAGCUCCAGCGAUGCAUCAACAGCCAGCACUUCCAGGUCGCCGAGCGUGCACUCUACUUCUGGAACAACGAGUACAUUGUCAACCUCAUCGGCGACAACGUGCAAGUGAUCUUGCCUAUCGUCUUUUCGGCACUCUACCAAAACUCGAAAGCGCAUUGGAACCGCACCAUCCACGGUCUCGUGUACAACGCGCUCAAGCUGUUCAUGGAGAUCAACCCGGCGUUGUUCGAGAUGUGCACCAACGAGUACAAGCAGCAGCGUCAGAUGGAGAAGCAGAAGCUCGUCGACAGGGAGGAGGCGUGGAAGAGGUUGCGCGACACUGCCAUCAAGAACAGCAAGGCGAUCGGCGUCGAGAUGCCGGCGUCGCUCAAGGAGGAGCAGGCGGCGCCGGCGGGGAGCGUCAAUCCGUACGAUCUGGACGGCUUUGAUUCCGCGGCCGAUCUCACCGCGGGCGCAGACAGUCUGUUCCAGGCGAUGGGGCAGGGUGUCAACGGCGAAGUGUCUACGGCUGACUUUGACGACGUCGAGGCGAAUCGCGUCGCGCAAGAGACGGCGCAAGAAUCGGAAGCCACAGCGGCGGAGGACAGCGUCGACGACAUGAAGGAGUUCCCCGAGACGGCGCGUCAGCAGGUGGGCAAGUCCGAAUCGCCGCAUGUUCGACGCAAGAGCGUAAUUCCCAUGGACCCGACAGUGCUGGCCGAGCUGGCGGGACACAAGAGCUUGGACGGUGCGGAUUUGCGACAGCAGCCGUCCGAGGGAGCAUAG
Messenger RNA from Kalmanozyma brasiliensis GHG001, 2256 nucleotides. Its product is annotated as Protein phosphatase 2A, regulatory B subunit, B56. Bases 1 to 2256 code for a protein of 751 amino acids. The record is from RefSeq and is a predicted model, not a curated record. Gene Ontology annotation, biological process: signal transduction. The transcript is spliced from 3 exons. Gene Ontology annotation, cellular component: protein phosphatase type 2A complex. NCBI's taxonomy places the organism in Eukaryota, Fungi, Basidiomycota, Ustilaginomycetes, Ustilaginales. Gene Ontology annotation, molecular function: protein phosphatase regulator activity.